This is a messenger RNA of Abrus precatorius (Indian licorice), 1200 nucleotides long. RefSeq names its product 60S ribosomal protein L32-1. The coding region runs from base 602 to 1003 and encodes 133 amino acids. Gene Ontology annotation, cellular component: cytosolic large ribosomal subunit; ribosome. Gene Ontology annotation, molecular function: structural constituent of ribosome. The record is from RefSeq and is a predicted model, not a curated record. The transcript is spliced from 3 exons. Gene Ontology annotation, biological process: translation. NCBI's taxonomy places the organism in Eukaryota, Viridiplantae, Streptophyta, Magnoliopsida, Fabales, Fabaceae.
GCCUCUGUUGGGUUGAUUAUAUCUCUGCUAGUUUACUAAGAGGAGCACCCCCGUUGCUAGCAGGUAUGCAACACUCUUAUCCCUCUAGAAGUGUUACUGUCUGUAACAAGGUCAUUAUUAUUCUGUUCUACUAUAAUUUUGCUUCAUGUGAUACUGUCGUGUAACAUUAUGUACCCGAAGAUUAUGUUUUUGUUUUAACUUACCUUGUUUUACAGAAAAACUGAAAUGGGUUCCAAUGAAAGUAAUUAUUGGCGUACAAUCCUACAUGAGUUUUUGAAAAUGUAGCUUGUUUGAUGUUGUGGGUUUUCUUUUGCUCGAUUUGUAUCCAAAACUGCGUUAGAGGCUUGCGUGGUUUAGCCAAAAUUGAAAUCAGAUUUUAGCAAUUUAUUUAGUUUACUCGUUAAUUUUUGGCUUUAUUCUAGCUUUUUUGAUAUCGUGUCCCUUGUGUAGCUAAGAGUUACAGUUUUUCAUUUUCUUACUUUGAUCAUUUAUCUUUACAUGCUAAGGACCUUGUAAAAUUUUGUUAGUUUUAAAUGUCUCUCUUUGUUUUGCAUAGUAUAUGAGGAAUUGAAUACGCUUAAUUUAAUUUUGUAGAGACAAGAUGGCCGUUCCUUUGCUAAGCAAGAAAAUUGUGAAGAAGCGUGUCAAGAAGUUCAAGAGGCCUCAAAGUGACCGGAAAAUUUCAGUGAAGACCAACUGGCGAAGGCCUAAGGGUAUUGAUUCACGUGUAAGGAGAAAGUUCAAAGGAUGUGUUUUGAUGCCAAACAUUGGUUAUGGUUCUGACAAGAAGACCCGUCACUAUCUACCUAAUGGUUUCAAGAAGUUUGUUGUCCACAAUGUCAAGGAUCUGGAACUUCUCAUGAUGCACAACAGGACAUACUGUGCUGAGAUAGCACACAAUGUAUCGACCAGGAAACGAAAGGAGAUUGUAGAACGUGCUGCGCAGUUGGAUGUUGUUGUUACCAACAAACUGGCUAGGUUGCGCAGCCAAGAAGACGAGUGAGUGCAGUUGCCAUGUCAAAUUAUUUUGCUUUUAUCCUUUAAUCUAUGGACUUGGCAGAUUCAGAAUGAUUGUGUUAUGUUAUAGUUUGGAUCAAGAGCUUUUAGCGUUGACUAAUUGAGUUAUAAUUUGUUUGAGUCGUUCAUAUUUAAAGUUGUGCUUUCUUCCUUUAUCCACGCUAUUUGAUAAAACAUUACGCA